AAAUCUGUCAAAUGUCAAAACGUCAGAAGGAAUAUUGAUUAGUUGCUUUUAUUCUUUACAAUUCUUUAUAAUAAACCAAAACCUCCACCUGAUAACACAAGAACAAAAUCAAUAUAUAAGUAAAACAUGUUAAAUCAACUAAGAAACUAUUUUUUAUUGAUAAAUAUUUUAAUUAUUGGACUUAAAGCAGAAUUUUAUGAGGACUAUGAACCUACAGAUGUUGAUGAACCAGAGGAUAUAUUACAUUUAUUGAAAAAUUAUAUAAAUAGAAAUCGAGAAUACAGGGAAUUAGGAGGCGAUGACGAGUGGCGAGGUCGUUGGUUUCCUGGCAGAUUUUCCGAUCCAACGCCUCCUCCAAAGAUUCUUUCUAAGUUUCAGCCUCACGGUCACUUGGAUAUAAAUUCACCAGAGCUUGAAAGACACAAGCAACCCGGAAAAGAUGAGGAUUGGCUAGGACGCUGGUUUCCCAGUAGACUUUCAGAUCCAACACCUCCUCCGAAGAUUCCUCCUAUAUUCCAACCUCACGAUCACUUGGAAGUAAAUCCACCAGAGCUUGAGAGAGACAAGCAACCAGAAAAAGAUGAUGAAUGGCUAGGUCGUUGGUUUCCUAGUAGACCUUCAGAUCCAACGCCUCCUCCAAAGAUUCCUCCAGUAUUUGAACCGAAAAAUGCUUUACCACAUCCACAUCCAUCGGGCAUGAUUCCCAUGGGUGAAAAAUCUCCCUUGUGUGAUGAUGGAAAGACAAAUUUAACAGUUGACUGGGAUGAAUCUCCAGCUGAUUACACCUGUUACGAUCGAAGGAUCAAACCUACUUAUAACAUAGAUCCUAAAUUUUAUUGCGAAAAAAUUCCAGACAACUAUGUGGCAAUUCAUAAAUGCAUGACGGAUGUUAUCGAGUAUGAUGAAGAUCUUCCUUUGUAUGGCACACACAGACCAAUUUGGCCGGUUUAUGGUGAAUAUAAAUUCCUACCAAGGCAGAGGUGGCUUCACAGUUUGGAGCACGGAGCUGUUGUGAUGCUCUACCAUCCCUGUGCGAAUCAUUUAGAAGUAGAAAUCUUGAGAAAAUUAGUCACUGGCUGCAUUAGGCGACACAUAAUAUCUCCUUCGAAUUUUGUCUCUACUGACAGGCCGCUAGUUUUGUUGACCUGGGGCUGUCAUCUGAGUAUGUCUUACGUUGAUGUCGAGGAUGUGCAGGAGUUUAUUUCGAAAUUCGCCCUUAAAGGACCAGAACAAAUCGAGAAUGAUGGUGAUUUCGAUAAGGAACUCUUGCAUAAAGCAGAAAUUGUCUCCGAUAUCAAAGACUCCAAUCUAUGUCCCACGUAAUUUGAAGGUUUGAAAAAAAACAACAAUAUUUUUUCUCGAAGUCAAUUUUUUAAUUAUUACGUGUCGAAUUUAAAAAAAAACACCAAAAAAAGAGAAUUAUUGUUUUCGGAAAAAAAAUGUAAAAUUAAUUAGUUUAAUUAUUAUUACUAUUUAUUCGUUAUCCUUCAUUUCAUUUGACGGAUUUUAAAAAUGUUCAUUGAUAGUUAAAUUUUAUUUAUUUAAUAACUGACUGAUUUUGCAAAUAUGUACAAAAACUUUAGAUUCAGUUCUUAAAUUUAAUUCUAUUUAUUUGACACUUUUUACUAAUUUUUUUCUUCUCACAGAAAAUGUGAAACUUGAAACCUUCUUUUUUUUCCUUCAAGAACUGAAUUAUUAAAAGCGCGACAAGAAAUUAGUUUCUUUGAUUAAUUAUUGUGUAAAAUCAAAAUAGCAUUUCUUGAAAAUGUUUUGAUUCUUUUUACGUUUGUGUUUUGUAUAGUUUAUAGUUUAUAAUGCUGUGAUCAUUAUUGUAUUUAUUAAUUUUAUUUUACUUUCGUUGAAUUGUAAAAGUUUGACUUCUAAAAGAUAUGUAAGUCUUGAACCAAUAAAUGUCU
Leptopilina heterotoma is the source of this 1916-nucleotide messenger RNA. RefSeq lists its product as uncharacterized. The record is from RefSeq and is a predicted model, not a curated record. NCBI's taxonomy places the organism in Eukaryota, Metazoa, Arthropoda, Insecta, Hymenoptera, Figitidae. The transcript has 9 exons. The coding region runs from base 127 to 1323 and encodes 398 amino acids. Gene Ontology annotation, cellular component: cytoplasm.